AUGUUGGGAAUGAUAAGGUGGGUUCUUGAAGGAACAUUAGUGGCGAUGCUUCUAUCGGCAAUAAGGAGGGAAACAGGAAUGAUAUUCUUCUACAACCGGUACCAACUGGGCGGCUGGAUACACAGGUAUAUGUCAUGGGGAGAAAUGUGCUAUUCAAGGACGCUGAAGAUGGUUAAGCGUUCCAGUCUUUUCAGAAAGCAGUUGAGCGAGGACGGGUUCGGGCGUAUCCAUGAUAAUAGCCCAAAACAAAGGAGAAAGGAUCAGUCCCAGUACAGUAGUAGGUUCGUGGAGCUAGAUUAA
Saccharomyces kudriavzevii IFO 1802 is the source of this 300-nucleotide messenger RNA. RefSeq names its product Mco12p (gene MCO12). The transcript has a single exon. NCBI's taxonomy places the organism in Eukaryota, Fungi, Ascomycota, Saccharomycetes, Saccharomycetales, Saccharomycetaceae. The record is from RefSeq and is a predicted model, not a curated record. Bases 1 to 300 code for a protein of 99 amino acids. Gene Ontology annotation, cellular component: cytoplasm.